AGUAGGCUGUUCGGAAAGCUCUGGAAAUCAUAAUGCAAUCAGCCGACCAGUGGGAUGUCGCAGCGCGAAGGAUGGGCUGGAAGUUUCUGGAAAGUUCGCUCAAAAAAGAUAUAUAUAUAUAUGGCUCGCGCAUAGGAAGAUUGCGCUCGCUCUGGAUAACCUAAACUGCGUGGAGUGAUAUAUUCACAGACGGAUUAUUUUUUAUAAUAUUUAGGAAGUGUUUGUUUAUCUUGUCAUUGUCUGAAGUCAGCUUCCGGGAUGGCUGUCGUGGGGUUUGAUGUGGGAUUUCAGAAUUGCUAUAUUGCUGUUGUCAAGAGCGGAGGCAUCGAGACCAUAUCCAAUGAAUUCACAGACAGAUGCACGCCAGCAGUUGUAUCGUUUGGUUCAAAGAACAGGGCCAUCGGUAAUGAUGCAAGAAACCAGAUGAUAACCAAUCCUGGUGGCACUGUGUCUCAUUUUAAGAGACUGCAUGGCAGAUUGUUUCAGGAUCAUGUUGUGCAAGCCGAGAGAUACAGUUUACCAUAUGAUCUGGUACCACAAAGUGAUGGGAAGGUUGGAGUCAAGGUCAUGUACCUCGACAAGGAGCACCAGUUCACCAUUGAGCAGAUCACAGCUAUGCUGUUGACCAAAAUGAAAGACAUUGCUGAAACCAAUCUACAAAAGAAAGUGGUGGAGUGUGUCAUCUCUGUCCCCUCAUUCUUCACUGAUUCAGAAAGGAGGUCUCUACUGGAUGCAACCAAGAUUGCUGGCCUGAACUGCCUGAAACUAAUGAAUGACAAUACCGCAGUGGCAUUAAACUAUGGCAUAUACAAGCAAGAUCUCCCAGGCACCGAUGAGAAACCAAAGAUAGUGGUGUUUGUGGACAUGGGCCACUCAGCUCUCCAGGUCUCUGUUUGUGCAUUCAACAAAGCUAAACUGAAGGUGCUGUCUACUGCCUUUGAUCCUUAUUUGGGAGGAAGAGACUUUGAUAAGAGGCUGGUAGAAUACUUCUGUGCAGAAUUUAAGUCCAAGUACAAGUUAGAUGUAAAGUCCAAGGUGCGAGCUUUACUGAGGCUGACACAGGAGUGUGAGAAACUCAAGAAAUUGAUGAGCAGCAACUCAACAGACAUUCUCCUCAACAUUGAGUGCUUUAUGGAUGAUAAGGACGUCUCUGGGAAAAUUAACAGGGCCAAAUUUGAGGAGCUGUGUGCUGACCUGAUUGAGAGAGUGACAGUUCCUUUGGUGGCAGUUCUAGAACAAGCUCAAGUGAAGCUACAAGACAUCAGUGCAGUAGAGAUUGUAGGGGGAGCUACACGGAUACCUGCUGUGAAGGCCCAGAUCAGCAAGUUCUUCAAAAGGGAUGUGAGCACUACAUUAAAUGCAGAUGAGGCAGUGGCCAGAGGCUGUGCAUUACAGUGUGCCAUGCUCUCCCCUGCAUUCAAAGUGCGAGACUUCUCCAUCACAGACACUAUCCCAUUUCCCAUCUCUCUUUGCUGGACCAGUGAAGCAGAUGAAGGCAAAUCUUGUCACGAGAUAUUUGGCAAGAACCAUACCUGUCCAUCAGCCAAAAUGGUCACAUUUUACAGGAGCAAGCCUUUUGUUCUGGAGGCUUCUUAUUCAGAUCCAGCAUCGCUGCCCUUUACCGAGGCAAAGAUUGGUGAAUAUAAAUUACAGAACAUUCAACCUCAAGAGAAUGGAGACAAGGCAAAGGUGAAAGUUAAGGCUGAAAUAAAUGCCAGUGGUAUAGUCAGUGUUACCUCAGCCACUAUGGUCCUGAGGGUCAGCUCUGAUGAGUCUGAAACCACAGAAAUGAAUGAAGAUAUUUGCUAUCAUAAUGGCUCUGAUGAAAUUGACAUACAGGACAAGCCACAAGAGACACAUGUUCAUAACCAGCUCUUGGUAGACAAAGAAAACCUGCCAACAGCACAGUGUCCCCCCAUGGAAAAAGAGCAGAAUCAUAAAGAUGCACUGAGUAUGAAUGGAGAAGUAAACAAUCAACCCCCUAAUGCUAAAAAAGCCAAGAUGAAGGUCAAGCAUAUUGGACUUCCCAUUGAGGAAACAAUUACCCAACAGUUGUCAAAGGAUUGCCUUAGCGCUUACAUAGAACAAGAGAGCAAAAUGAUACACCAAGACCGCCAAGAGAAAGAGCGAAACAAUGCCAAAAAUGCAGUGGAGGAGAAUGUAUACCACUACAGACACAAGCUGGAGGGCCCUUAUCAGUCGUUUUUAAGUGCUCAAGACCAUCACUCAUUCUUUGAGCUUUUAAAUGGCACAGAGAACUGGCUGUAUGAUGAGGGAGAAGACCAAGAUAAGCAGACUUACCUUAACAAGCUGGCAGAAAUUCAAAAACUGGGUUUGCCUGUGCAAGACAGAUACCAGGAGUCCAUAAGGAGACCACAAAUGUUUGAGGAGCUGUCAGCCAAAAUACAGAGCUACAUGAAUGUUAUGGAGGAGUAUAAGAAUGGAAGUGACAGUUACUGCCAUAUUGAUGCCAUGGACAUGGAAAAGGUGAGAGUGUGUAUCGAAGAUACUCAGGUGUGGAUGACAAACAUGCAGAAUUCUCAGGAGAAACUGACGCCUGAUCGGGAACCUGCCAUACACAGCACUCAGAUCCAGGUGAAGUUACAGGCACUAAACGAUGUUUGUGAGGAGAUAGUUUCCAAACCUAAGCCUAGAGUCGACUCUCCUAUGGAUGAAAAAAUUAUUCAACCAGAGUGCCCACACAACAAGAAAAGUCCAGAAGAUGUGACAAUGGAAUACACAGAUUUUGUUCAAAAUGAAUAAAAAAGAAGCCAUGUCAAUAUUGAGUAGCCUAUUGUACAGGAAACUGAAUAUGGGUUGAUUAUAAAUACAGUAAAUCACUGUUAGCACAUGAUGCUUUAAAGUUCAUGUAAACACAAGUAAUUUAAGCUUUUUUAUUAUUAUUUUAUGAAAUGUUAAGAGGCACAUUUGAACCUUAUUUCUUAUGUUAAGAGUGAUUCAUCUGAUUUCUCUGUACUUUUUUUUAUUAUUUUGUGUGUGCAGUAAUUAUGUACCUUGACAUUUUGAAAGAAUCCUUUUUCUUCGGUUUCAGUCUGGCAGCAAAGCUAUUGAAAUCCUUUUGGAGGCAGUUCCAAUGCUGGUGACAAAUUUGAAAGCUACAUUUUGAUAAAACUAAAAGCUUCCGUGGAUAUUCUACUUAAGAAGUUAACAGUAGUGCAGUUGUAAUAGCACAACAUAUUGAGUGAAUAGCAAAUUGCAUUGAAUUGUCAUCAACUAAACUGUCACUAGCACACUGACUGAAAGAACGCUUGGACGCCAAAGCUUGCAAUUUCAGAAAUGGAUGUACCUGGGCUGCUGCUAUACGCCUGACUGUUUCUCUAUAUUUUUGCUGUGUACUCAAUAGAGAUUGUCUUGUCAAAUUCAAUAUUAAUUUAUUUAUGGCACAUACUGACAGUGAUAUCUGUCCAGCUAGAAACGCACUGGCAAUCAUUGUGAAAUUUGUUGAUAAAAUGCAUUUAGAAUAGUGCUGUGCCUGGUGUUUGUUCCUUUUGU
Messenger RNA from Xyrauchen texanus (razorback sucker), 3513 nucleotides. RefSeq names its product heat shock 105/110 protein 1 (gene hsph1). Gene Ontology annotation, cellular component: cytosol; nucleus. Gene Ontology annotation, molecular function: ATP-dependent protein folding chaperone; ATP binding. Gene Ontology annotation, biological process: protein folding. The record is from RefSeq and is a predicted model, not a curated record. The transcript is spliced from 18 exons. NCBI's taxonomy places the organism in Eukaryota, Metazoa, Chordata, Actinopteri, Cypriniformes, Catostomidae. The coding region runs from base 259 to 2763 and encodes 834 amino acids.